AUGGCAACAACAACGUCAUUCAAACACGAAGUUCAAGCAUUAAAUAACGGAAAUCGUAUUCAUCCAACAAACAUGACAAUGGCAUCUAAUGAAGCAACAAAUAUUCACAUUAAGGAUGAUUCUCAAGAAUCAAAUGAAAGUGGUUUUGAUGCAUGUGGAUGGAUAUUAAUUAUUUUUUCGUAUUUUCUUGUUAUUCUUACAUUUCCAGUUACAUUAUUCUGUAGCAUUAAUGUUGUUCAAGAAUAUCAACGUGCUGUUAUUUUUCGUCUUGGACGUAUUUUACCAGGUGGUGCUAAAGGUCCUGGUCUAUUUUUUAUUUUACCUUGUGUGGAUACAAUCACCAAAGUUGAUUUACGAACAACAACAUUCAAUGUUCCACCACAAGAAAUUUUAACACGUGAUUCAGUGACAGUUUCGGUCGAUGCUGUUAUCUAUAGUCGUAUUGUUGAUCCGGUCACUUCGGUAACUAAAGUAAAUAAUGUUGCUUCUGCAACUCAAUUAUUAGCUCAAACAGCAUUACGAAAUAUUCUUGGUACAAAAACACUUCAAGAAAUUCUAAGUGAGCGUGAAACUAUAGCUGAUCAAAUGGAAAUUCAACUAGAUCAAGGAAGUUCAUCAUGGGGUAUUAAAGUUGAACGUGUUGAAAUUACAGAUGUUCGUUUACCUCAAUCAAUGCAACGAUCAAUGGCUGCAGAAGCUGAAGCAAGUCGUGAAGCUCGUGCUAAAGUUAUAGCUGCUGAAGGUGAACAAAAAGCAUCAAGACAAUUAAAAGAAGCAGCCGAUGUUAUUGCUGAAUCACCUAUUGCUUUACAAUUACCAAAAUACUGUAAAACAAAACAACAAAUUUGUGCUCGAUGUGGUGGAAAUCACCGCAUUGAACAAUGUACUGAUUCACAACAAACAACUAAAUGUUGUAAUUGUCAAGGUGAUCAUUUAGCCACGUCAAAUGAUUGUCCAAGAUUUAAAGAACAAAAAACAAAAGUGAAAAAAUUAGUAAAUCAAUAUUCGUCUACAACCAAACCAACAACAACAAAUGUACCUGCUCUACAAUGUCUUAAUGAAUUUCCAUUAUUAGCAAGCAGACAACAAGGACAACAAGAUUAUAUACAUAAUGGAAUGAUUGAUGAAAUCAUUAAUCUUCUCACUUCAAAAAUGGAAAAAGUCAUCGAAGAAACAACAAACAAACUAUUUAAAACACUUCAUCAGAAGAUCAAGAAAAUAGAAAAAUUCAUGUCAACAUUUGAAAAUAUAAUUAAUGAAGAUAUCGAUGAUUCUAAUUCUGAUGAAGAAAUUCAAGUACAUAAAGAUAAAAAGAAGGAACAACAACAAAAGCAACAUAUCGAAAAAACAACAAAACCAACAACUACAUCUAUUAUAACGUCAUCAAAAGCAUCUAAUGCUUCCAAUGAAACAACAACAAAAGCACCACAGAAACCUAAAGCAACAGCAAAAACAGUCAAAACUAGAUAG
Rotaria sp. Silwood2 is the source of this 1470-nucleotide messenger RNA. The record is from the annotation of a GenBank genome assembly. NCBI's taxonomy places the organism in Eukaryota, Metazoa, Rotifera, Eurotatoria, Philodinida, Philodinidae.